Penicillium brevicompactum is the source of this 684-nucleotide messenger RNA. Its product is annotated as acyl carrier protein. The transcript has 2 exons. Lineage: Eukaryota; Fungi; Ascomycota; Eurotiomycetes; Eurotiales; Aspergillaceae. Gene Ontology annotation, molecular function: phosphopantetheine binding. The record is from RefSeq and is a predicted model, not a curated record. The coding region runs from base 1 to 684 and encodes 227 amino acids.
AUGGCCUUAGACGCUCGAGACCGCCAGGGAAUCCGAAUUUUCCACCGAGAGGACUUGAAGACCUUCCUCCGCACUCGAUAUGCCGACGACCCUCCCAAUCACACCUCACAAACGUUUCAAGCUGCACAAGCCGCACGAAUGAGAGUCAUUGAGUUGGCGCGCAUGGUCUCUCGGGAUAGACUCCACUGGUUUCGAAACAACAUGCCGAGAAGUGUUCUUGAGGAUCAUGAUAUUGCUGAGCGGCUCCAGCGGCAUGCAGCCGAAGCAGAUAAGAUGGAAGUCGAUCAAAUUACAGCUGGACGAGAGUCAAAAAUGAGAUUUCGUGCUUUGACGCGGGACGACCAAUUUCUGUUCUUGCGGGUAUCAAGCAGAUCUUGCGGCGAAUGGUAUCUACUGGGACACUAUGACUAUCUUCUAGAAAUCGUGUCUCAUUCGCUCCGGGAGAAGCUUGCCAAACAGAUGAAGGUUGACAUAGAGGAUGUUGAUGCCUCCAAGCCUGUCAGUGGCUACGGGGUCGAUAGUUUGACUGCGGUGGAUAUUCGAGGUUGGAGCUUGAAGGAUGCCCAGGCAGAUAUCUCGGUUUUGAACAUCGUGAAUAAUGCCUCGAUUGGGUCACUGGCACAUACCAUUGUGAAAAAAUCGCUCCUGGCGAGUAGUAGAUUAGAAGAAGACCCGGCUACAUGA